AUGAAUUUUUUUGCUAUGAAGUCUGAAGAAUGUCAUGUUUUUGUAGAGUGUCCACCUGGCUACACUGCAGACAAAGCUUCAUGCUUCAAGGCGUACAACCAAGACAAGACCUACAGUCAGGCCAGACAGGUGUGUGCAGCGGACGGGGGACUCCUCGCCAUGCCGAAGGACAGAGAGGUGGACAACUUCUUGAGGGACCUCAAGAACGCCGUGGAUCCCAACUCUCCUUUCUGGUUCGGCCUGAACAAUCAGAACGGAGAGGAAGGGUGGGCGUGGGAAGAUGGGACUCCAUACAGCACAACCGUACACUGGACUGGAUGGCAGCCGGGUGAACCUGACAACAACGGAGGAGAACAAUGUGUAAACCACUUCGGGACCGGAUGGAACGAUGCGCCGUGCUCGUCUGCUCACAAGUUCAUCUGCCAGCUGAAUGAGGCGGUCCAAUGCCCCCUCGGGUACUUCCGGUGCGGACACGGACAUGCCUGCACCCUGACCUGGAGGCGGUGUGACGGGAGGACGGACUGUUCGGACGGGAGUGACGAGGACGGUUGUGAGUGCCUGCCGAUUCCUGGGGAUUUCAACCUCGGCAUCAGGCUAGCGAUGCUGCCCAAUCAGCUGGGUCACACGACGUUUCAGGAGAUACGAAAUUCCUCUGCCAUGGACCUGCUCAGUUCGGCGAGCAACACAAAGGACCGACACCCUGAGUUCCAGGAGUUUGCGUCUACAGUCAUCUUUCCGCGUUGUUUUGUCUGCGAAGAGAAAAUCACCAACUUCUCUUCGUCUCUACAUGCCAACAACACCACUCCGUGCGCAAACACAACACUGCUACCGUGCCGAUCGUGGUGUGAGGAAGUCCUGAACAUGGCUGAUGCAGAAAUAAAGAGCCGGUUCCCUACAUGUGACUUGUUUUCGCCACCACAACACCGCUGUUGGAACCCUGAACCAGAAAAGAGGAACAACGAAGUUUGCUUCCACGGUAACGGCAUGAACUACCGUGGUGCAUGGAGUACCACCAAAUCCGGGGCAGGGUGUGUGAACUGGUCCGCUGCGCAGGCUGACUUCUACAGGAUCGAGUACCCCUGGGCCGACAUAAACAACAACUACUGCCGUAACCCUGCCGGUCUGGAGCGGCCAUUUUGUCUGCUGGAAGAUGGCAGCCAGCAGGAAUGUGACGUCAUUCCGUGCAAUGCAGACGGCUGCUGGGACAUGGGACCUCCAAACUACGGCAGCAGAAGCCCUGUGAAGAGGUUCUACUACGUGGGAGAAAGAGUCGCCUUCACCUGCAACGAGGGGUAUUCCCUCAAGUUCGGGUAUACCAGCGAAGUGAGAUGCAAUGAAGGAGGCAUCUGGCAAUAUGACAAGCCCAGUUGUACAGUGAAUAUCAAGGGUAGGCUGGAAGAGGAUGUACUCGUUGUGUACAUUCCAAACCUGGCACCCGAGACGGAGAACCAUACCCGGCCCGUAAUCAGCUUUAACGGAUCUAUAGAACUGAUCGUGGACUUGGAGGAAAAGAAGGAGCUGCUGGUUGCCUCUUUAGUCAUCGACUUCACAUGGCAGGACAGCCGGCUGAGCUGGGAUCCAAAGUACUACCACAACAUUUCGAGUUUUAGCGUCCCGGGCAGCAGCAUCUGGACCCCUACACUUACUCUGAAGAGGAACGCUGAUCCUUUGUACCAAGGCCUACCAAAGGACGUACCGGUCCGGGUUAGCAGCAAUGGCCAGAUAACCUGGAGGGUAGAAACCCUGACCACCACCGUGUGUGAUGCAGACCCCUUCUACUUCCCUGCCGACACCAUGGAAUGCGCCAUCUGUUUCUCUGCAUCCUCUGCAACUGAGCAAACCAUCGAAUGCCGAGAGGGAAGUCUCUGUAACGUCCUGUCUACUGCACGUCAGGAGGGCGAAUGGUAUCGGAAGGACAUGUUCUUCUCAAAAGGUAACACGGAGGCGUGCUUCACUGUUCAGCUGGAGAGGAUCCCGCUGUUCCACAUCGCCACUACUGUUGGACCCUGCGUCAUCCUGGUGGUGCUGAUGACCAUCACCUUCGUCAUGCCCAUCGACAGGGGAGACCGGAUCUCCUUCGGAGUGACCAUUCUCCUUUCCAUGGUCGUGACUCUCGUGUUUGUCACGGAUGUUCUGCCUGUCAAGGGGGCACUGCCGUUUUUCGCCACGCUGAUUGUCGUGUGGAUGGCGCUGAUGGGAGUUUUCCUCUUCAUCACCAUGAUCGUCAUCACCAUCCACGACAGGGAGGGGAGUCUGUCUCCUAGGGCGAAGACGUUCUUUCUCUGCUACAUGGCGAAGUUCCUCCUGCUCGGAGACCUGACAGUGAAGGAGGCUGCAGGUGAAGAUGAUGAGACUGGCCCGAACGGCUUUCUGACCGAUGACAUGGCAGAGGUGGACGUAGAAAGCCCGGCUAAUCUCCGUGAGACAACCCGCCAGCCUCCCGUGUCGCCCGCGCCGCCCGCGAGCCUGGAAGUCGCCGGCUUCCAUUCAGAGUCGACAGACGUUUACUUAAAACGUCUGUCGACUUACUUAAAGGCCUCGUCCUUUGGCAACUUUAGGAAGCUAGUAACCUAA
Molecule: messenger RNA, 2574 nt
Organism: Branchiostoma belcheri (Belcher's lancelet)
Lineage: Eukaryota; Metazoa; Chordata; Leptocardii; Amphioxiformes; Branchiostomatidae
Exons: 14
Coding region: 1-2574 (857 amino acids)
Biological process (GO): monoatomic ion transport
Cellular component (GO): membrane
Molecular function (GO): protein binding; extracellular ligand-gated monoatomic ion channel activity
Source: RefSeq, a predicted model, not a curated record